AUGAAUGAUGAUAAUUCAGAUGAUAAAACAGAAGAUGAAUCGCAUUCCUUAUUUUUCAGUGAUAAAAAUGGAAAUAGGUAUGCAUACAACCAAAAAUCGCCAUCUACCCGAAACUCUUCAACCAGUCAUGUGAAUUGGAGUUCUCCCAACCUAGAGGACAUGGUGGUCGAUUAUGAAAUGGACCCUUCUGUGGACAACGAUGAAAGUAUUUUUUCAAACUACCAAUGUGUUGAAGUACUCGAUCACCAAAAGUCAAGUGAUUUCAUUAGUAAGCGGGUAUUGGAAACACAUGAAGAUCCCACAUGUCUGUCUUCUGCACUUAUAAAUACAGAGAAGCCCAAAUACCAGCACAGCGAUUGUCAUUCCUUAGAAGCAGAUCAGGACCAGAGUAUUGAGCCAUCUCUGCCUUUCAUGUGGAAAUCUAAUGAUGAUUUGAAUUGUUCAGACUAUGCUACUGCCUUGGAGUUAAACAAAACCUUUGACACACAAGUGAAUAAAGUUAACUGCACUUUUAUCACACAUCAUGUCAGUGAAAAGAGUCGGUCUUUGCACACCUCUGGAAGACCUCAACCAACCUGUUUGAGAAGUGGAAAUACAUCUUCUGUAUCCUGUUCCACUUGGACAUCGUCCCAUUUUGACAAAAUGCAUAUGAGAGAAAUUAAUUAUAAUAAAGAGAUCUUUGAAAACCCUCAAGCCACAUCAUCAGAGGCCUCAAAUACAGCAUUUUCUGACAUGGUAAUGCAAACAGAUGUUGUUCCAGAUAUUGGAAAUCAGUGUCAGUAUUCUUUAGGAAAGGUCACCAGUGAGUACACAGAUGGGUCACAGCAAAGACUAGUUGGAGAAAAAGAGAUACAAGCACUAACACCAGUUUCCGAUGGCAUAGAAGUCCCCAAUGGGUCUAUAUUACAAGAGUUCUAUUGUUUCUCUAAAGAUGAACCAAAUAGUAAGACACAUUCACAAAGCUCACAUGGUGAAAAGGAAAUGGGCCAAAAUCUAAGAGAAACAGUGUCCGAUUGUGUUAUUGAUGAUGAAUGCCCUUUACUGGUGCCAGCUUUUGAUAAAAAUAAAGCCCAAGUGCUGAACUCGGAGCACAACUUCACUGUGACCGAUGAUCGACAAAUUGCUUCCAAUGAUAAGGAUUUGGGAACCCAAAAUAAUGGUGUAGAACUGAUAUUAAGUAGCUCACCAGGACAAAAGAUGGUUUCAUCAUUGGAACUGACUUGGGAUGCAAGUGAUAUGAUCAUUAGCACAAAUAACACAGUUUGCAUGUCAACGCCCAUCCUAGAACGCACAAAUGCAAGCUUUACUAUUUCGCCUGUUGAAGCAACAGAGGAAUAUAAUAAAAUGGAGAAGAGUCAUCGAGACCUUAAAAAUUUGCCAAAAUCCAAGGGGACACCUAUGAACAUGUCUAAGCCUAGCCUAGGAAAAUUAGCCACCAAAACGAAUAUCUCUGUAGGUAGCAAGGUUAGAAAAACUGAAAUUAUAAGUUACCCAAGACCAAAUUUCAAGAAUGUCAAAGCAAAAGUUAUGUCUAGACCUGUGUUGCAGUCCAAAGAUCCUGCGGUACCAAAGGUCACACCCAAAUCUCAGUUGAAUAGUGUCUCAUCCCCCUCAACAGUGUCUUCCACAAGGCAGUUGACAGUUUUGAGCAAAACACCAAGAUCUGACUUGAACUCAGACACAAAAGCAGAAAUCCUAAUUAACAAGACACACAAGCAGCAGUUUAAUAAACUCAUUACUGGCCAGGCUGUACAUGUUACAACUCAUUCUAAAAAUGCUUCACACAGGGUUCCAAGAACAACAUCUGCCAUGAAAUCCAAUCAGGAAGAUGUUGACAAAGCAAGUUCUUGUAAUGCAGCAUGUGAGACCCGGUCUGUAGCUGUGCUUUUUGAGAAGAUGAAAGGCAUACUCCCUGUCGAAAUGGAAAGUGCUGAAUGUUUGACAUAUGUCUCCAACAUCAAUGGGAUUAGCCCUGAAAAGAAGGGUGAAAAAGAAAAUAGGACACCUAUGGAAAAACAAGAGCUAAAAAAGGAAGUUAUGAAUCAGACUUUUGAAUACGGUUCCCUGUUUUUGGGUUCUUCUUCAAAACCUACCACCACCUCAGGGAGGAACAUAUCCAAACCUGACUCUUGCAGUUUGAGAAAAACACCCACUCCAAAAGGCAAAGUGGGGCCUGCUGUUUCCUGUUUGAGGCGGAACAGUGACAGUCGGAGCCUCAGUUCUGAUCGAACCUUAUCUCCUCAGAGGAUCAGGCGUGUGUCCACCUCUGGAAAACCUACAUGCUUGAAAUCUGCACAGCCAUCUUGGGUGAACUUGCCUAGGCCACUUCCCAAAUCCAAGGCAUCUGUGAAAAGUUCUGUGCUGCGGAGGACAGGAAGCAGCCGGUCCAUUGCCAGCACCCACAGUGAUCUGAGCACCUACAGCACUAAUUCUGGUAAUGCUGCUGCCAUCAAGUAUGAGGAGAAACCUCCAAAACCAGCAUUUCAGAAUGGCUCAGGAUCCUUAUAUUUGAAGCCUUUGGUACCCAGAGCUCAUGUGCACUUGCUAAAAACUCCUCCAAAAGGUCCUUCAAGAAAAAACCUAUUUACAGCUUUCAAUACAGUUGAAAAGGGCAGACAAAAGAAUCCCCGAAGUUCAUGCAUCCAGACACAGACAUCUCCAGAUGUACUGUCCUCGGAAAAAACACUGGAAUUGGCUCGAUAUAAAACAAAAUGUGAAAAUCAGAGUGGAUUUAUCCUGCAGCUCAAGCAGCUUCUUUCCUGUGGUAACGUCAAGUUUGAAGCCUUGACGGUUGUGAUCCAGCACCUCCUGUCCGAGCGGGAGGAAGUACUGAAACAACACAAAACCCUAUCUCAAGAACUUGUGAACCUCAGGGGAGAGCUAGUUGCUGCUUCGACAACCUGUGAGAAAUUAGAAAAAGCGAGGAAUGAGUUACAAACAGCCUAUGAAGGAUUUGUCCAGAAGCUUAACCAGCAGCACCAGACAGACCAAGCAGAACUGGAGAAUCGGCUGAAGGAGUUUUACACUGGAGAGUGUGAAAAGCUCCAGAACAUUUACAUUGAAGAAGCAGAGAAGUAUAAAAUCCAGCUGCAAGAGCAGUUCGACAACUUAAAUGCCGCCCAUGAAACCGCUAAGCUGGAAAUUGAAGCUAACCACUCGGAGAAAGUGGAAUUGCUAAAGAAGGCCUAUGAAAACUCCCUUUCAGAAAUCAAGAAGAGCCAUGAAAUGGAAAAGAAAAUGCUUGAGGAUUUACUUUAUGAGAAGCAGGAAUCACUAGAGAAACAAAUCAAUGAUCUGAAGAGUGAAAACGAUGCUUUAAAUGAAAAGCUGAAAUCAGAAGAGCAAAAAAGAAUAUCCAGGGAGAAGGCAAAUUUGAAGAACCCUCAGAUCAUGUAUCUGGAGCAAGAACUAGAAAGCCUGAAAGCUGUGUUGGAGAUCAAGAACGAGAAACUGCAUCAACAGGACAUCAAGUUAAUGAAAAUGGAGAAACUGGUGGACAACAACACAGCCUUGGUUGACAAAUUAAAGCGAUUCCAGCAGGAGAAUGAGGAAUUAAAAGCUCGGAUGGACAAGCACAUGGCAAUUUCAAGGCAACUCUCCACUGAGCAGGCAGUGCUGCAGGAGUCGCUGGAGAAGGAGUCGAAAGUCAACAAGCGCCUCUCCAUGGAGAAUGAGGAGCUGCUGUGGAAGCUGCACAACGGGGACUUGUGUAGCCCCAAGAGAUCCCCCACGUCUUCAGCUAUCCCUUUUCAGUCACCAAGGAAUUCUGGCUCCUUCCCCAGCCCCAGCGUUUCACCCAGAUGACGCUUUCUGAAAGCCAACAGACUCUCUGAAGGCACCUGGGCGCAGGUUUGCAGGACCGACCCCAAUAGUGAUUGUGGGAGCAAAAGCUACAUUAGCUUAUGUGGAAUUACUGCAGAAUAACUGGAAAGCACCUGCCACCAGAGUUGGCUAGUUAUGAGACGGGGACUCUGGAGGAACACUUUGGACUCGUUGCAGAAGACUCCUCCAAAAAAGGAUUGCGGGAUCGACGUGGACAUUGUUGCACAGAGCACUUAAGGAACGAGAGAAUCUUGUUCAUUGCCUUUUUCACUUAAGCAUAAGGGGAAAAACUCUCAGGGGCCUAUUAAGAUAAAGAUUUAUAACCUUUAUAAUGUUCUUCACCACAGACACCUUCUUGUGAUUUUUUUAUUUCGGUCUGACUGUGGGUAGGGGGUGUGAAUGAAA
This is a messenger RNA of Marmota flaviventris (yellow-bellied marmot), 4227 nucleotides long. RefSeq names its product microtubule associated scaffold protein 1 (gene Mtus1). Gene Ontology annotation, biological process: regulation of macrophage chemotaxis. Gene Ontology annotation, cellular component: cytoplasm; nucleus. Gene Ontology annotation, molecular function: microtubule binding. NCBI's taxonomy places the organism in Eukaryota, Metazoa, Chordata, Mammalia, Rodentia, Sciuridae. The record is from RefSeq and is a predicted model, not a curated record.